Hermetia illucens (black soldier fly) is the source of this 910-nucleotide messenger RNA. Its product is annotated as glycine-rich cell wall structural protein 1.8-like. The record is from RefSeq and is a predicted model, not a curated record. The transcript is spliced from 3 exons. Bases 71 to 910 code for a protein of 279 amino acids. NCBI's taxonomy places the organism in Eukaryota, Metazoa, Arthropoda, Insecta, Diptera, Stratiomyidae.
CUUCUAAGCAACGAAUAGUUUCUCCUAUUUUGAAUUUAUCAGUAUCGUGUGUACUUCAUGAAACUGAAAAAUGUAUAAAUUUGUCGUGAGUUUUGUAUUUGCUAUUUUGAUCGUAUUGGCUGCUGCUGGACACGGCGGAUAUGAACACGAUGGGCAUGAUGAGCACGCAGGACAUGGCGGCCAUGGAAGUUAUGGUGGACAUGGAGGGUGCAAUGAAGGUCACAGUGAUCACCACGGCAGCCACAGCGGACAUGGAGGAUACAAUGGUGGACAUGGCGGCCACCACAGUGGACAUGAUGACCACCACGGUGGACAUGAUGACCACCACGGUGGACAUGAUGACCACCACGGUGGACAUGGCAACCACGACGAUGGACAUGGCGACCACCACGGUGGACAUGGCGGCCACCACGGUGGACAUGGCGACCACCACGGUGGACAUGGCGACCACCACGGUGGACAUGGCGACCACCACGGUGGACAUGGCGACCACCACGGUGGACAUGGCGGCAACCACGGUGGACAUGGCGCCAACCACGGUGGCGGCCACCACGGCGGACAUGGCGGCAACCACGGUGGCGGCCACCACGGCGGACAUGGCGGCAACCACGGUGGCGGCCACCACGGCGGACAUGGCGGCAACCACGGUGGCGGCCACCACGGUGGACAUGGUGGCAACCACGGUGGCGGCCACCACGGUGGACAUGGCGGUCACCACGGUGGACAUGGUGGCCACCACGGUGGACAUGGCGGCCACCACGGUGGACAUGGCGGCCACCACGGUGGACAUGGCGGCCACCACGGUGGACAUGGCGGCCACCACGGUGGACAUGGCGGCCACCACGGUGGACAUGGCGGCCACCACGGUGGACAUGGUGGCCACCACGGUGGACAUGGAGGACAUUAUUGA